AUGUAUCUUUACAGAAAAAAUGGAUUAUUUAGUGAAUUAAAAGGAGAAAUGAUUAAAGAAUAAUAAUGGUAUAAUUUAUUAGCCUAGAAACUAUCAACCCUAUAAUAGAAAAGAGAUGUUUGGAUUCAAAAAAAUCUAAUGGCCAAUCAAAGGGUGCAUGAUGGAUAAUUUAACAACGAAUGGAGGGGCUAAAGGUAAUUUAAUGGGCUGUCGAGCAAUGAUGAAAGCAACCCUCAACCAUAACCUGGUUACUAUAGAAGGAAAAAAUUCAGAGAGUUUCCUCAAGGUUAGAGAAGAAGGAAUAAUAAAGCUUAAGGCUGAGUUCUGACAGAUGACUCAACCAGAUUUAUAGGCAAGUCUAGGUAGGUGAACUAGAACUUGUCAUAUGGGAAACAAAGUAAUAAAAAUGAUUAGAUCGUUUCCUUCAAUCACCAUAAUACAACUAAACACACUUUUAGAAUAACAAGUUGGAAUGUUGGCUCAAUAAAGAAAGGUACCAGUCAAAUAGCAAAAAAACUAACCGCGUAUUAUUUGGUCUAUAGGAGACACGAUAAAAUUCUGUCUAGAGCUCUCCUUCAUACACCUUUGUUCAUAAAGAAGGGAAGUCUGAACACUAAGGAGGAGUUUUAAUAAGAAUAAACUCAUGCUUUGACUUCACUAACAUCUCUGACAAGGUUACACCUCCUAAUCUUACAGAUUAUGACUACAUUGCUAUAAAUUGUAGAAACAGUUGCUUAAAUUUAAUGA
Paramecium octaurelia is the source of this 747-nucleotide messenger RNA. Lineage: Eukaryota; Ciliophora; Oligohymenophorea; Peniculida; Parameciidae. The record is from the annotation of a GenBank genome assembly.